Paramecium sonneborni is the source of this 2764-nucleotide messenger RNA. The record is from the annotation of a GenBank genome assembly. Lineage: Eukaryota; Ciliophora; Oligohymenophorea; Peniculida; Parameciidae.
AUGAAAAUAGGAGGAUAACAAAAAUUUAUUGUUUGCAAUAUUAUCGCAUCACUCAUAAUUUUAAUAUUGGGCCUUACACAAGCAAUUAGAAUUUCGAAUUCUGGACUAGUUGUUUUAUUAGAUAUUCUCUUCUCAAUAAUAUUUUUGAUAUUGGAAUGGAAAUAAAAGUUCAUAAGUCAAACAAGUGAUUAUUAUUUGGGAGUAACUUAAAUGAUUAUGAUUAUAAUUGAAAUUGAAAUGCUCAGAGAAAAUGCGCAUGAAGUAUUUACUGUUAAAUAUAUCAAGGGAUCACUUUUAUAUAUAAUACUGAAGCUCUUUGCUUUGAUAUAGAUUCUGUAAAUAUAAAUACUUUAAUCUUUAUUAUUCUUUAUAGGACUCACUUAUUUGAUCGUAAGAUUCAAUGAGUAUUAGUAUGCAGUCUCAUAUGUCGGAAUUGCUUUUGCACCUAUCAUUAUUGUAAAUUCCAAGCAUAGCUUUAGAUUUAAGAGAGAGAAGAUGCGAAUGAUCUUUUGGAAUUGUUUAAAGAUACUUUGACUACUUCGAUUCUUGUUAUUGACAAACAAACUUAAAAGCCUCUAUAUCAUACAAAAUAUUUAGAAAAUGAAUUUAAAUAUGACAACCCACAUUCAGAUGAAUUUAUAAAAUGCCUCUUUAGUUUUUAUUCAGAUAACAAAAUCAAAUUACAAAGUAUCAUCAAUAGUUUCUUUCCUAAGAUUUAUAGUGCUCGUUCAAAUUUUAAAAAUUUAUACUCUGAAAUUAUGGAUAAUUGCUAAUACUUUUCUUAAAGUCCCAUUUUUUAGAGAUUUUCAGGGUAAUUUGAGCAUGAUGAUGAAUUUAAUGAAGAACGAGAACAUAAAGUUUAAUUUUCAAAUCAUAAUGAAAUAUAUAUUGAAACUCCAAAAAAUUAAUAAUAUUCUAAACCUUCAAUUAUAUUGAGUGAAGAGACUCCCAAAAAUUAAAAAUCAAAAAUUAUAGAAGAAUUAUUAAUUAAGAGUUAAAGCUAAAGAACUAUAUGCUUAGUUUAAUUAAGAAAAAAGAAACUGAAAAUUAAUUUAAAUCAUUGUCUUUGGUUUAGAAGAUAAGCUUUCAUGAUUAUAUUAUAGAGUAAAGACAUUGAUAGAUAAUUGGAAAAUUUGUAAUUAUAAUUAAAUGAAUUAUAAUAAAUUAGUGAAAAUAAAGAUUUGAUACUUGCAACAGUCUUUCAUGAUUUUAAAACACCAAUUAAUGGUAUUGUUUCUAUUUUGGAAAGUUUAGAUUGUAAAAAUGAAAUUACUUUAAUAUAAAAAUACUAUCAUAACAUUAUUAAAAAAAAUGUUUAAUUAAUGCUUUAUAUGAUUUAUGAUAUUCAAGAUUAUGCAAGAAUUCAAAAGAAAUAAUUGAGAUUAUGCUUAAGUGAUUUUUAUAUAAAUGAAAUAAUUGAUGAAGUAAUUGAAAUGUGUUCAAUUUAAGCUGAAUAGAAGGGAGUUGAGAUUAAAACAUAUUAUGAUAUUCCCUCUUAUUAAAUUCAUUCAGAUUCAAAUAGAAUUAAACAAAUAAUAAUGAAUUUUGUUUCAAAUUCAUUAAAAUUUACAGAGUAAGGCAGCAUCACAAUUUGUGUAUCAUCACUAAAUACUGAUAAAUCUUAACAUAUUAAAAGAAGCAAUACUUCAAGAAAUAUACAAUAUUAAGUUGGAGAAAAAACAAUUUAAUAAAUUAGGAAAACAUUACAAGGAAAAAACUAUUAGAAUUAGACAAAUAAAUUAGUAUACACAAUAUCAAUAGAAGAUACUGGAUGUGGAAUACCAGAUAAUGUUAAACCAUAAUUAUUUAAUUUAUUUGCAACUUUUUCAAAUUAAAAAAUAGAGAAUAAAAGUGGAACAGGUAUUGGAUUAAUGGUUUGUAAAAAUCUAGUAGGUUUAUUAGGGCCAUCAGAAAGUGUAGAUUUAUGGAGUGAAUAGAAUAUUGGAACUAAAAUGACAUUCUAAAUAUAUGCAAAACUUUAGGAUAAUUCUAUUACGUCUGCUAAUUAUAUAAGUUGUUUUAAAUAAGAAAAUUCUUCUUAACAUGAAGAUUCAUCAAAUAUGAAGGAUAAUCAUUAAGUAAUUGUGAGAUCUUCUCUUUUAAGAGUAUAUACAAAACCAUAAGAGAAGACUGAAAAAACUGAGAAUGAUAUAAAUGAACCAUCUUAAGAAGAUUCAGAUUAAACAAAGACAAGAAAUAUUAUUUAAUUUUAAUCUUUGGGUUAAAAAUUACAAAAUUUAAAAACUUAUUAGAAAGUAGAUUCUCAAGAAGUUUAAGAUCCAAGAUAUAAAUUAAAAUAAGUGUUUUUAAAUAAAAAAUUUGGAAUUUUAUUAGUAGAUGAUCAAAUUUUUAAUUUGAUAGCAUUUAAAACUUUACUUUAAGAUUUGAUAUCUGAAAUAAAUAUAAUUGAAGCUUAUAAUGGAUAAUAGGCAAUAAAUAAAGUAGAUAUAAAUAAUAAUAUUUUAAGCUAUUAUAAAACUAAAAGAACUUGAAUAUUAGAUAUGUAUUUAUGGAUCUUUAUAUGCCAAUUUUAAAUGGAUGGUAAGCAGCUGAAAAAAUAAGAAUGAUGGUAUUUAAUUAUUAUUGCUAUAAUUAGAUAAAUGAUAGAGAAAUUGAUAAUGUUAAAUUGGUUGCAUUAUCUGGUUUUGAUGAUAUAGCUGAAUAAGAGAAAUGUGAAAAGCUUGGCUUUGAUGCUUUUAUACCAAAACCAAUAAAAUUGGAAGUUAUUGCAGAGAUUUUUUAUUAGCUUGAAAAUGAAGGUUGA